This is a messenger RNA of Fopius arisanus, 1897 nucleotides long. Its product is annotated as U5 small nuclear ribonucleoprotein 40 kDa protein. NCBI's taxonomy places the organism in Eukaryota, Metazoa, Arthropoda, Insecta, Hymenoptera, Braconidae. Bases 166 to 1215 code for a protein of 349 amino acids. Gene Ontology annotation, cellular component: catalytic step 2 spliceosome. The record is from RefSeq and is a predicted model, not a curated record. Gene Ontology annotation, molecular function: RNA binding; protein binding. The transcript has 4 exons.
AUAGCAUUACUUAUAGGUUAUGUUAGACAGUUCUGUUUGCGUGGUUUGUAUUGCUGCGGAUGAAUGUGUAUUGUUAAAACAGAAAUAUAUUCAUUUAUAUAUAAGAAGAUUAAUCGUGAAGAAAAGAAUUAAGAUAUUGAUAUUGAUAUUGAUAUUUUGGGUAAAAUGCCAACGAUUGACAAGAGAAAGGGUGAUGAAAUUCUUGCCCUCGUCCCAGCAUCAAAGAGAACAAAAAAUGAAGUGGUGUUUAGUAGCAGAGAAAAAGCUGUCGUCCAAAAUGGUCCACCACGAACAUCCUCUCUAAUCGCACCAAUUAUGCUAUUAGAGGGUCAUCAGGGUGAUAUUUUCUCACUGGAAUUUCAUCCAGAAGGACAAUAUCUAGUCUCUACAGGUUUCGAUCGGCAAAUAUUUAUUUGGAAUGUUUAUGGGGAAUGUGAAAAUGUUGGAGCAAUGUCUGGCCAUAGUGGAGCUGUGAUGGAAAUCCAUUUUAGUUCCGAUGGCAAUCAUCUAUAUUCAGCUAGUACAGAUAUGACACUGGGUUUAUGGGACAUUAUUGCAGGAACAAGAAUUAAAAAACUCAAGGGUCAUACUUCCUUCGUUAAUUCAGUAUCUGGAGCCCGUAGAGGGCCAACACAGCUGUGCUCUGGAAGUGAUGACAGCACCAUCAGAAUUUGGGACCCAAGAAAGCGGGGUCAAUGCUAUACUUUAAAUAAUACCUAUCAAGUAACUACGGCCACAUUCAACGACACAGCUGAACAAGUUAUCAGUGGGGGAAUCGACAAUGACAUCAAAGUAUGGGAUUUACGGAAAAAUUCGGUUCUUUACAAAUUAAAAGGACACUCUGAUACUGUUACUGGCAUUAGCUUGAGCCCAGACGGUUCUUACAUAUUAUCAAAUUCCAUGGACAAUACUUUGAGAAUUUGGGAUGUUCGGCCGUUUGCUCCGUAUGAGAGAUGUGUCAAAAUGUUAUCUGGUCAUCAACACAAUUUCGAAAAGAAUUUGUUGAGAUGUGCUUGGUCACCAGACGGUAGUAAAGUUUCAUCAGGCUCUUCAGAUAGAUUUCACUACAUUUGGGACACGACAAGUAGACGAAUUUUAUAUAAAUUACCUGGGCAUAAUGGAUCUGUCAAUGAUGUCGAUUUCCAUCCGAAAGAGCCCAUUGUUUGUUCUGGGUCAAGUGAUAAACAAAUAUAUUUGGGCGAAAUCGAAACAUAAAUUGUAUCUCAGUAGAAUGAAAAUCAAUUGAAAUGUAUGUAUUUGCUGAAUUAUUUGCCGUCGAUGAUUCAUGGAUGUAAAUGAAUAAAUAUAGAUAUCUGGCACACAGUAAAAUGCUGCUUCAGAAAGAAGGCAAAGAAAGGCAAAGAAGGCAGCAUUCCUAUUUGAAAAAUUUCAAAGGCAGUAAGAAUGGAAAUGGCAAGCAAAAGAACGUGCAGUGAUUUAUAACAAUUUAAAACAAAUGAUGGUGGCGGGUCAACGUGACCUUAUUACGCUUGAAAUGUCGUUUAAACGUCAACUGUCGAGUUCAACAGCAACAGAAACGCGGCCAAAAUAAUAAUUUGAAUUUAACAAACUUUAUUGACUGACAGAAGAUGAAAGAUGAAACGAAGAUGGGAUGAUAUCAUGAUCUUCACUAAAAACAAUGCACCAACUCCAUCACGAUGGGAUCUAAAAUGCGAUUCAUGCUGCUAUACAUGUAUCCCCACAAAGAUCUUUCUCAGAAGAACACAACUAGAAUGCCACUAUCAUGGAGCAGCUGCAACGACACUUAUUAGGCAUACAAAAAACUAACCAUCUGGACCAUUAAGUGGGUCGAGCGUUUGCUAAUCUCCACUUGACUAUUAAAUGAGUAGUAAUUGCAUACAUUUAACAAUAAAUAUCUUGCUAUAUCUUUUUUAUA